This is a messenger RNA of Diaporthe amygdali, 1659 nucleotides long. RefSeq lists its product as uncharacterized. The record is from RefSeq and is a predicted model, not a curated record. NCBI's taxonomy places the organism in Eukaryota, Fungi, Ascomycota, Sordariomycetes, Diaporthales, Diaporthaceae. Gene Ontology annotation, molecular function: iron ion binding; monooxygenase activity; oxidoreductase activity, acting on paired donors, with incorporation or reduction of molecular oxygen. The transcript is spliced from 3 exons. The coding region runs from base 1 to 1659 and encodes 552 amino acids.
AUGGAUCUCCUGGUUUGCGCAGUGCUUCCGGCUGUCCAGCUAUUCGCCGUCGACAAAAUUUGGCCGGAAGGAUUGCGACAAAACUCACUCCCUGCUCUGCAUAUCGCUAUUCUCACUUUCUUGGCACAGUACCUGACACUGAAGUUUUAUCGUAUUUUCCUGUACCAUAGAUACUUCUCACCCCUGCGUCAUGUACCUGGCCCUACAAACAACAACCCCUUCUUCGGCCAGGGCCUCAAUCUCAUUCGCGCCGAGACUCCUUCUUCCCUGUAUGUCGAGUGGAUGAAGGAACACCCUGAUGCCCCAUUUAUCCGCUAUCUUGGCUUUCUCAAUACAGAGGUCCUCGUGCCGAACAGUCUUGCCGCGUUCAAGAGUGUGCUUCACGACAAUUGCUAUGAAUUCGUCAAGCCGCAGUGGUUCAUCCAGGUAGUGAAAGAAGCUGCGGGUCAUGGACUUAUUCUCAUGGAGGGCAAGGAGCAUCGCGCUCAUCGAAGAAUGCUCACGAACUCUUUCUCCCUGAAGAGCAUCCGCAAGCUCGAACCUGUAUUCAAGGGAAAAGCUCAGGACAUCUGCCGAUACUUUGAGCAGCAGAUCUCGGAUCAUGACGGGAAGACUGGGACAUUCGACUGCAUACAUACCUUCAUGAAGGCAAUUCUAGACGUUAUGGGAACAGUCGUUCUGGGCGUUGAUCUUGACUACGUCAAAUCUGGGGCCGAGGGCGAUGAUAACCUCAGGACAGGAAAGUCCUUCAAAGGCAAACAAGAGUGCAGCUUCCACGAGGCCUACGACGUCUUCUUCGCGCCGGACACAAUGGGAAAGAUAAUGAUGUUAGUGAAUGCCCACAUACCCGUGCGGUGGCUCCCUAUCGAGACAAAUCGCACAUUCAUGUUCGCCAUGGACUGGCUGAACGAUGUGCUCCGGACACUUAUCCAAACGAGAUAUCGCGAAGUUGCGGACGCCAAAGCCGCUGGAACACACGAAAUGAACAGCUCGCGCGACCUGGUCACAUUCAUCGUGGAGGAGAGCGGCCCUGGCGGCGCGACUGAGGGGAUGGGCGAAGACGAGUUCCUCGGCCACCUCUUGGAGAUCAUGGCUGCAGGGCACGACACGUCUGCGAACAUGCUGUCUUGGAGCUGCUACAUAAUGGCGACCAGGCAGGAUAUACAAGAUCGGCUCCGUGCAGAGCUCGCUACCACCUCGCCCGAUGCCUCGUUCGCGGAGCUGGAUAAGUUACCCUACCUUGAGAACUUCGUCAAGGAGUCAUUGAGAGUCUACUGUCCAGCAACCACAUAUCAUCGCGCAGCCAGCGAGGAUGUCGUUGCCGAGGGCAUAGCAAUUCCAAAGGGCACUCUCCUCGACAUCUGCCCAUCAGUCACCCUCUUCAACCCAACAAUUUGGGGAGAAGACGUCGACGAGGUGGACCCAACCCGUUGGGAGCGUCUGAAAGGCGAUCAGCAGAACCCUUACGCAUUUUCGGCAUUCUCCAGCGGCCCCAGAAUCUGCAUUGGCCGCCUGUUCGCGCUGUUUGAGAUCAAGAUCAUUUUGGCUGAGGUGGUGCGGAAUUAUCGCCUCCUUAGCGUCGAGAAACCGUUCAAGGUGGAAAAUCCCAGCUUCACUUUACGGCCGGCAGGUAUGGAGGUUCGACUAGAGAAAGUUUGA